CUAGGUUUCCCAUCGGCCUAUCAACGCUCUCCUCGGCGCUUACGACAAAAUCGGGAAGCAGAGAGCUGCUGGCUUUGUUUUGUUUUGGUAGUAGGAGUUGGAGGAGCAGAGGAAGGCCGACAGACGGAGGUCCUCGAGGGGUAGACCCGCUCGCUAAAUGGGGAGAGCUAAAUCGGGGAUGGAAGAUGACGAACCUCUAGCUGACGCCUGCGAGAUGCCGAGCUUUAUAAGCAAUUUCGAGGAGGGAAGGGGGAAAUUGUCCCGCAACCAGCCGACAGGAACUUCCAUCACGGACGGGGAAGUUGAGAUGCCAGUAGGGGGCCUGAACCGAGCUGUCAUCCGUUCAAACUCCAGGUUGUCCCUCGACGGAGGCGACGGGAGGACGUGGAAGAGGAGAGGCGAGGGAGAGAGGGAUGCGGAGGGCAACAACAACAACAACUGCAACAGCGGAGGAGUCGGAGCAGCAGGGAGGAGGAGGAGGGCGAGCGCUGUGGAGGUUCUGAGGAGGAAUUUCGGUGAUACCAAGUCGCCCUCUCGCUGUUUUAGUGCGAAAAGUCGGAUGCAGAGCGGAGUGGAACAUGGAGCCGGCGGAGAAAGUGGUAAUAACGAGUGUAAGGACGCAGAUGGAGCAGAAUGCGGCGAGUGUUUAAAGUCGAACGUGGAGACGGGAGGAGCCGGUGAUAAAAACGAGCUGCCUUCAAACGAGUUGACGACUUCAGAUGUUACGGGAGUUAAAUAUUUAAAGGACAGAGAAAAGUGCCACCCUAAAACUGAAGACGACAGCAACACUGUGACUGUAAGUGAGUCAUUUAGUGCCAAAGAGCACGUCUACUGCACGGUAUACUGUAUUGCCAGCGACACUCAUCGGACAGAUGCUGAAAUCACGGACCGCUACGAUGACGCCGCCACAUCUGACGACACAGAGACAGACUUGGAGACUGUAAAGGUGGGGGAACCGGGCACCGAACCGGUGCUGUACACGCUGGAUGACCUGGUGGACCCGUUCGGGAACAUAUCCCACCGCCUGGAUGGGGUGCAGGCCGGCGCGGAGAGUCAGACAGAGGAUUGCCGGGUGUGCCUGGAGGAGAAACCCAUCGCAUCCCUGCCCUGCUGCGGGAAGGCCUUGUGUGAGGAGUGUCUGAAAAUCUACGUCAGCUCCCUGGUGAAGGAGGGCAAUGUCGUUAUCAACUGUCCAAUCACGGAGUGUACCGGCACCCUGGAGGAGGGAUUAAUAAUUUCCCACUUGAGCAGGGAAGGGGUGGUAAAGUACCGCUACUUUUUGCAGCUAAGUCAGCUGGACUCAAGCACAAAGCCCUGUCCCCAGUGCAGCCACUUCACCUCUCUGAAGGAAAGCAGCACGAACCGCAACGACCACAAAUACAAGAUCCAGUGCAUCAGCUGCCAGUUUGUGUGGUGUUUUAAAUGCCACGCGCCCUGGCAUGAUGGAAUCAAGUGUCGUGACUACAUUCAAGGGGAUAAGCUGCUACGAACCUGGGCGAGUGUCAUCGAGCAUGGGCAGAGGAACGCCCAGAAGUGUCCACGGUGCAAGAUCCACAUCCAGCGAACAGAGGGCUGCGAUCACAUGGCCUGUUCCCAGUGUGGCACUAACUUCUGUUACCGCUGUGGAGAGCGUUACCGAAGCCUCAGAUUCUUCGGGGACCACAAUUCCAACCUCAGUGUGUUUGGCUGCAAGUACCAAUUCUUCCCUGAUCGGCCCCACGUCAGGCGGCUACUUAGAGGCUCGGUUUUUGCUGCUAAAUCGCUGUUAGCUCCGCUGGUCUUCGUGCUGAUGAUAGUAGUCGGAGCUCUCGCUCUGGUGAUAGGUUUGUUUGUUUUCCCCGUCUACUACUUUUGUAAAAAGAGGAAGAAGGAGCAGGAGCAGCAAACCCGAGGCUCCGUGCGCUGGAUCUAGCCCCCUCCUUUCCGAGAAAAGGCCGACACCCACAUCUCCUCAGGGACGGAUGCGCCAGCCUGAGACACGAGAAAACUCAGAAGAAUCAGACUUCACAAAACAAACACGGGCUGUUGGAGUGGUACUUUCUUGCAGCGGAGUGAGCCCUUGACAAUUGCACACCGACACAUGGAGUUUAUUUAUAUUGCAUGAGACUGCUGUUGAAAUAUGAAGGCUGGAUGUCGAAGCAGAAGAGCAACCCAAAUCUAUUUGGACCGAAUUAUGGGGCAACAAGAGCAUAGUAAAGAAAGAAUUGUGGUCAGGUUAUAGCACACGCUCUCCACGUUUGUUUUUAUUAUUGUUAUUAUUAUUAUUUUGCCUCAGAUUUAAUGACGAAUAACACAAUCCAAAUUGAAAAAUUGAAGUUUUAUGAUUGAAGGAAGCUUUGGGAGUGUUGGAUAAACAAACUUUCCAUACACUCAUCAUGGGGAUAAAUGUCAUCAGUAAUUCUGGGCUUUUGCAAAGUUCUCAUGUUGUCAAGAAGCCCAACUAUUGGCUUAAUUCUGGCCCUUUUUUUUCAUAUCAGAAAAAGGUUUUAUAAUCAGAUGAGGCAGAGACUGAGCUGUCCGGUCUUAAUUAUAAGAAGCGUCUUUAGAGAAUUCAGGAUGAGGCUCGUAAACCUCUGGACUGAUAAAAGAACAAUUCACAAUCAUUAUGAAAGGCCUAUAAUUAAUAUGACAUGCAGGGAAGUGAUGAUUGUAUGUAAGCGUCUAACCAGAGCCGUUGGAGAGCAGCAGAGACAUGACAGACAAAUUAUUCUCAAUGCACUUCUUCAUCUUUCGCUAAUCUAGUCGGGAACGAAAAGUUUUCGAGUCUCACUUAGGAAGAUGAUGUGAAAAAAAGUCUAGUGAGACCUGAGAUAAAUUUGGAUCAUAACUUCUCGCCAUAAGGUCUGAAAAUCAGUCGGGUGUGUGCGCCCAGUUCUGGAAAUUGUGGUUGAGUCCUGAUUGAACGCUGAAAGCAGGAACCCCUUCCACCUGGUCUGUGUUCUGAGGCUCUGUCUGUCUUUCCAUCCGUUUUCCGCUCUGAUACCAGACGUAAUCCCUGCUCCGCCUGCUUUCCGUGUCAUCAAAAACGACUACAAAAAAAAAAAGGCGGCUGUGCCAAAACAAAAUGCUGAAUGUGGUGCAACAUACAAUUGAUCUGGUUGGUCGCUGUGUUGUUUUGUUAUCUUUUAGGGUUUAGCAUGUUUUGUACUGUUGCUCUCCUGCCAUUGCGUUCAUGCUGUCUGAACUUUUUCACAUUUUUUCAAGUAACCAAACAUUGCGGAAAGAAAAAUGAUAGAUAGUUGUAAUUUAACAAAAAAAACUUCUGAAAAGUGCGACAUGCAUUUAAAAUCUACUUUAAAUGAAUGUCACAUUUGUUGUAUUAUGAGCUGUAAGACAACAGAUUGUCUUCAGUCAGAGGCUUCUUCAGAUUUGCUUCUUCAGAUUAUGGGGCAACAAGAGCAUAGUAAAGAAAGAAUUGUGGUCAGGUUAUAGCACACGCUCUUCACGUUUGUUUUUAUUAUUGUUAUUAUUAUUAUUUUGCCUCAGAUUUAAUGAUGAAUACAGACUGCUUCAAGAUAUCCUUCCUGCCCACAGACACCAUCAUGUACAAUAAAUCUCUGAGAAACAUCAAAAAUAGGAGUCACAACAUUUAUUUUCCUUUUGCAAUUAAUUCUUUUAUUAAUAUUAAUUGACACUGUAUUUUACUUGGUGGUAUCAGACCGAAUGGGCGAAAAGCAAAUGUCUGCCACCUUUUUCAGAUUUUUUUACAUAUUGUUGUCUUCUUUACUCAAACUCAGCUUCCACAUGCUUGGUGCAGGCCUAUCCCAUAAAAUCAAAAUAAAAUAGCUUGACAAAAUGUGAAAAAAUUCAAUGGUUCUGUAGUUGUAGUUGUACCUCCUGGGGAGACAAAGUUAAAAGUCGAAAUGUAGGUUAUGUGCAGAUGAAAAGGUGCAGAGAAUGAUCGAUUGAAAAAAACAACAAACAAAAAAAACUUUCCUUUCUAUUUAUCAUUCACAGCCUGGUUAGUGCUUUAUCAAUGAGUCCAACAGGGUUUUUUUUUAAUAGAGUUAUUAUUUCUAAGAUAGUCAGAUUUCAUAGUGUAUGAGAUGUGAUCCAGGAGGACUGGUUCUUUUUAUGAACCUGAAAUAUUUUUUUAAACUUUGAAGGACGAAUGUAAGUCUCUGCCAGGGAAUCGAUUUCAAAAGGUUUAAAGGUCAGCUGGCGGUCUCUUAUCGCAGGCCUCUCUCUGAAUUUUAAGAACGUUUUAUUUAAAAAAAAGAAAAAGAGGCUAACCAUCUUUAAGCUUUAGGAUUCUGUGAACAACAAAUUUAAAGCCAUUCAUGCCUAUCCUUUUAACGAUCUGCUUUUGUUUCCUUGCUCUCUCACUUGGAAUUCGCAGAAGGAAGCUGAAAAUUGAUGGCCGAGUUGUGUCACUGCACCGGUAAAUCUGUAAAUGUUGCAGCUCUGCAUCUGCUCUCAAGGAUUAAUGACAUCAAUUUGAGAAGAAAAGGCAGGAUUUAUCUUUGUGCUUUUCUUUUUUUUUUUUUGUCAGGAAAAAAAAAGAAAAAAGCUUUUAGUUGAGCUUUAUCCCAGGGACAUGACACAUUUUCUAGAUCUGGGCUGUUAAGAAGCGUCAAAUAAAGUUACACUGUAAUAACAGAGUUCACAACGUACACUCACAUUAUAUCCCUGCACGUUGCUUUCUGUAGUUUUUUUGUAGUCCUGUAGGUUUGGGUUGAAUCCUCUCUCAGGGAGUUUGUUUGUGUUCACUGGACCCAGAUCCCAACCCGGACAUUAGCUGUGCCAAAGAAAUUGCUGAACAGCACCGUGGACUCUGAAUGCUUCCUGGUAGGCUUGCCAGCUGCUGCCGCGCUAAACAUAUUGGAUUCCAGGAAGCAAAGUGCACUGCGGCUUCAAAAAGAGAUCAGAGUUGUGUUUUAGUGUUGCCAACGCUGACUCUCUCUCCCAGCCUGACUCAGCUGGAUUGUGAACUCUUUGUUGGGGGUGAGAGGGAUGAAAUCCAUGAUUGAGAAGCAGAAUAAUAAAAACAGGCAUAUGUGUUCACAAGACAGAAAUUGGAAACUGUACAACCCUCAUUCCCAUGUACCUUAAUAACAAUCGUACUGCUCCACUAGUUCUGCACUGUCAUGUUUAACAGCUGCUUUUUCAAGGUAUUAUUUAUAAUGAACAUGUGCGUCUAAAACUGUCCCCCUUUAGAUAAACAUCAUUGUAAUUUUCUAGAUUCCUUCUGCAGAGUCAAUGACAUUGUUUUUUUUUUUUUGUUUUUUUUCAGUGCCAUUUAACCAGAAGGUUGUCCUUUACAGCGCCUUACAAAAAUUCCCGUACCAAAUUUUUACAAUGUAUUUUACUGGGAAUUGAUGUGAAGACGUCUUCAUAAAAUCUUAAAUGAAAUACACAAAGGAAUAGAGUUGCAUGAGGAAAAAUGUUUGAGAGGUAUGAAAACUUUUGCAAACUUUUGCAGACCGUAUUUGGACUUUCCCCACCUUUGAAAUUAUAAUUGUGCUAACUCAGCUUGUAAACUCGUCGUGAAAUUUGAGAAACAAAACCUACUUCCUUGGAUAAUAUCUUUCUAUAUUUGAUAUUGCAUUUUAUGAUAAAGUUUUUCCUUUGUUUUGUCAUAGUUGAUACAAAUGAGUGAGAUUAUGCAGGGCUGCUGAGAUUUUGAAGAUGUGUUUUAGAGAGUUGCAGAAUGUAUCACACCCUGGCCUUUUAUUUGGCAUUUAUUAAGCCUUCAUCCUCAACAAAUUAAUACAGUCAUGCAUCAAAACAUGAUCAAACUUAUGUAAAACGACUUUGAGAUAGAUUUAGAAUCUUGUAGCUGACUGCUCAGUAAUCAAAGGCAAUAAGUUUAGGUUGACGUCCCAAAACCACAAUCCGGGUGUAGUCCGUAUCCAAAACCCGCCUGUAAAUUUGAACGUAUAACAGUCACUUUAUUUCGGCUCAUGUUUUUCUAACUUGCACUUUGAGCCCUGCCUCAAACAUUAAAUGGUCUGUGAAGGAGGAAGUGUUGCAGAAAAAUGUGCUGCUUUCAGUUAAUUAAAUGUCUGCGUAUGGAGCUGUACGACCUUUGAAGAUGUUGUGACUUCUAAACCGGUGAAGGUGGAUUGAUCAGUAACCUCAGGAUGGGAUUUCACCUCUUGAACAUGCAAAUCUGUUGGAACAAUAGCAGUGUGUUUAUAUGUAUAUGUCAAUGUUGUUGUUUUCAGUUAUCUCUUGACAAAGACAUGUUAAAGAUAACUCCACCCUCCCCAAAUGCUGCCACUCUCAAAGAUUAUCUGCUGAUAUUACUGUUGCUAACUUAGCAAAGGCACAAACACUCUUUUAUCAAAGAAUCUGAAGGACAAUAAACAGAAUGCCAAAUGUG
Molecule: messenger RNA, 6325 nt
Organism: Poeciliopsis prolifica (blackstripe livebearer)
Lineage: Eukaryota; Metazoa; Chordata; Actinopteri; Cyprinodontiformes; Poeciliidae
Gene: rnf217
Product: ring finger protein 217
Exons: 7
Coding region: 158-1912 (584 amino acids)
Biological process (GO): ubiquitin-dependent protein catabolic process; positive regulation of proteasomal ubiquitin-dependent protein catabolic process; protein polyubiquitination
Cellular component (GO): ubiquitin ligase complex; cytoplasm
Molecular function (GO): zinc ion binding; ubiquitin protein ligase activity; ubiquitin conjugating enzyme binding
Source: RefSeq, a predicted model, not a curated record